AUGUUAAUCAAUGCAAAAAGUGGCAUAAAAAUGAAAGACAAUUCACCAAUAUUAGUAAAAUUGAUGAGUUCAUAUGUUAUCAGUUCGUUAGUUCGUUACAGUCAUAAAGAUUUUGAUAAGGAAAUUUCAAAUCAUAAAAUCAACUCACCAAUUGAUAACAACAGCUUACACGAUAUACACACACAGAACUCAUUCGAUAAGGAUCAUGUUAAAGAAUUGGAAUUUUAUAAAAAUUUAGCUAAAGCAGCUUCAUUAUCAAAUCAUAAUGAACAUUCUCCGCAACAUGAAUCUCAGCAUUCAGCGCCAAACUCACCACAACCUAUGCAAAUUGAUGCUGACGCAGUGGACGACGAGUUACGUGAUCAUCAUAUGACCGACGAACAUGAUCAGGCGAAUGCUUCGGCUUUAGCCGUAGCAGCAGCUGCAGCACAGGCUCAUCUAAAUGGAACUAUGCAAGACAUGAUAAAUUUACAAAAGUUACAAAAUUUAGCCACACUUCAGCAGCAUCAACAACAACAACAGCAGCACCACUCUCAGCAAAAACAACACCUGCAACAACAAAACUCCACCAACAACGUAGAUUCAGCGACAGCGGCUGCAUUAGCAAGUCUUCAGGGAUUAGCAGCGGGCAUAACUGCCUCAGCUGCUGCCGCUUUGAACUCACCUCUAAAUUUAUCAGUGGGGUCUGGAAUCAAUUCAACUUUGCCCAACAGUUUGUGCUCGCCCACAACUGCAGCAGCAGCUGCUGCAGCCGCUGCAACAUUAUCCGCAACGAAUGCUUUUGCGAACAAUAUCAAUAGCAAUAACAAAGUUAUGUCUCAUGCCAGUGGAUCCCAAGAUAAUACGGGCACUACAUCACCAAAUUCGCAUGCCUCACACGCGGAUAGACAAACGUCAGCACAAAGUACUUUGGCAAAUGUGCUGAAUUCAGCUGCAGCGGCAGCCGCAGCGGCGGGUGCAGCUGCUACAGCAUCGCCUCCACCUACGCUCCAAGCACCACCGGCUAGCGCACAGAUGCCGCAAUUGAUAUUAGCAUCCGGACAGUUGGUGCAAGGCGUGCAGGGUGCACAAUUGCUGAUACCCACAGCUCAAGGCAUUGCUGUACAAACAAUACUCACUAUACCUGUUAGUCCGCAAAUCAAUACAAAUGAGCAAUUCAUGCAGAACUUUGGUGCAUUUGCUUCAUUUCAACAGCAGCAACAACAACAACAUCUACUGGCCGCUGCUCCUCAACUUCCACCGCCUUUGUCAGCUUUACAACAUGCACCAACGUUGCCUCAACUCGCCCAAACACCAACGAAUUUACUUAAGCCAAAUCUGUUUUCGAAUGGCGUUCAACAGUUGCUAGCAGCCCUACAUCCCGAAUUAUUUGCUGCCGCUGCUGUUAACCAUCACCACCAGCAACGGGAGCAGCAGCAACAUCUUGGUCAUCACACCCACCUAACCCAUCACGCCCACACGACUGACUUACAUUUAGGCACUCGCAGUUCCGAACGUACGCCACCUUCUUCGCCAACCAGUAGUACAAAAGCAGCGGCCGCUGCAGCAGCUGCUGCUGCCGCCUUCCACCUACAGCAGCAAUUGCAAAUCAAACAGGAAUCAGUGCCACAUCUCAGUCAUCAUCAUGCUUUACAACAUCAUGCGUUACGUCAUCCAGAUGAGUUAGCUUCACCAAAAAUGGAUUGCAAAGGAACACUACAGCACAGUGAUGGAAACGUAUCUCCACCACCAACUUCCCGCCAUCAUUAUUCAUCAAGUAAUCAUCAUCAUCAUCGCAACAAUGCGAUAUCUUCACCUUCUCCCCGACCAUCGUCCUCUUCAUCCAGUUCUAUGAAUUUGCGUGAUCGCGAAUCACAUCAUAGUCUUAAACAUAGUCCCAGUCGCAAUGCUAAUUCCAGCAUUGGUGGUAUGAAUCUCAGUCAGCACAGCAGUGAAAGAGAACGUGAAAGGGAUAGGGAUAGAGAGCGUGAACGUGAACGUGAGCGUGCCGCACGUACCUCUUCACCAGUACAACUUAAUUCAAACCAAUCUCUGGGUAGCGGUAGAAACUCAACUUCCAUUUCAGUAUCAUCAUUAGCAACCGCAACCUCAGCAUCAGUAUCCGCUUCGUUAUCUGCAGCUAGCAGUCAGCAGCACCACUCAAGCCAAGCAAGUCCCACAACAUCUACAACAACCACAAUACCCUUAACAAACUGCUCAGCAACAGCAACAAAUCAUGAAAGAGGUUAUUCUUCACCAUUGGGUGGUAGCAGUGGUACUGGUGCUGGACAAUUGUUCCGCAGCCAUUCACCAAAUACUACACAUUUGCAUCACCAUCAGCAGCAACAACAUCUCUUGGGCUCACCGCACGAACGUGAUUUUCUUGGCGGUAGCAACGGUUGUGGUACCUCAAGUCAUGGUAUUUCCGGAACUACAAAUGCCACAUCAACAGCAGCAGCCAAUGUUUUGAAUAGCAUCAAUAGACUUACCGCCUCAAAUGGGGAACUAACCAUUACAAAAUCACAUGGACCACCUACAGCAACAGCAACACGCGCAUCUUCUGCUUCACCUACUCUAUUGGGACCCGCAGCACCACAUGGUGGCCUGGGUAGUGGUGUGCACCUGCAUCAUCCCCAUCAUCCAUUGCAUCCACUAAAACUUAGUCCUACAACUAGCUCAGCUUUACAGCAAAGAGAACGUGAACGUGAGCGUGAACGUGAACGAGAUAGAGAACGCGAUCGGGAGCGAGAGCGAGAACGUGAUAUGGAACGUGAACCACCACAAAUAUCACCUAAUGGCACAGAAAGCUCCACCGGUCCUCAUGACUUGCUUAUGGAUUCUCCGAAUGAGCCCACCAUUAAUCAAGCCACUACCAACGUUGUUGAUGGCAUCGAUUUGGAUGAUAUUAAAGAAUUUGCUAAAGCAUUUAAAUUACGACGAUUAUCGCUGGGACUUACUCAAACCCAAGUUGGUCAAGCCCUGUCUGUCACUGAAGGUCCAGCUUAUAGUCAAAGUGCCAUAUGCAGUGCACUGGCUGCUCAGAUGUACGCUGCGCAACUGUCAACACAACAACAAAACAUGUUUGAGAAAUUGGAUAUAACACCAAAGAGUGCACAAAAAAUUAAGCCGGUUUUGGAGCGUUGGAUGAAAGAAGCCGAAGAGAGCCACUGGAAUCGUUAUAAAUCGGGACAAAAUCAUUUGACGGACUACAUAGGCGUUGAACCAUCGAAGAAACGCAAGCGGCGCACAUCCUUCACACCACAAGCGCUUGAACUGCUGAAUGCUCAUUUCGAGCGCAACACACAUCCAUCCGGUACCGAGAUUACUGGAUUAGCUCACCAACUGGGGUACGAACGCGAAGUCAUACGCAUUUGGUUCUGUAAUAAACGUCAAGCCUUGAAGAAUACCGUCAGAAUGAUGUCCAAAGGCAUGGUUUAAAUGAUGUGUCACAGCAAUGAAAGCAGAAAUAAUGCUGUAACUACUACUAAAAAGUACUUUCUAUAAAUAAUGGUUAAUUAUAAGUAGGGGAAACCAAGGAAUGCCGAUAUCUUGAAAAUCAAGAACAACAACUACAACUUCUGUAGAAAGAAUUGGAAUUGCUGAUCACUGAAUAAUGAUAACUUAUCCUGAUCGAAAUAUGUAUUACUUUGAUAAUGAAUAUUAUAUAUGCAAACCAAUACUUGGAAAUAUCUCUUAUGAAUCAAUAUAUUCCAGUGAAAAAAUUCCUGUAAAUUACUUCGUCGGGUAGUUUUGAAAUUGGAAACCAUUGAAAAACCCUUUAGAAGACGAGUGUGGAAGAGUUUUAUAAGAAAAAGGGACAAAUCAGAUUAAAGGAAGUUAAAAGUAAAAGUAAAACAUUAAUAGAGUAAUAAAGAUAUAAGAGACAAAGAUUACGGAAUCUGGUUUAGUUUUUAAGGAUUUGAGUUGAUGUACAGGAUUCAUAUUUAAUAGAAAUAAGCUUUAAUGUAAAAGCAACAAUAUUUAUGUAUAAACAGACGUAGCCUUAAGAUAGACCUAAGUACACUUAAGUGUAAAAUUUUUAUAAAAACAACUUAAAAAGGAUUUUAAUAGGAAAGUUUGCGAAAAGUACUCUCAAGCUAAAAAGGAUAAUUUAGAAAUAAAAAAAGUUUUCAAACCAAACAAUUCCCAUUCUUUGUAAAAGUGUAUUUAUACAAGUGUGUAUGUGUGUGUGUGUGUGUGUGGGUGAGAGUGUGUAUAUGUGUGAGUUGUGAAUGCGUUUUUUGUGAUAGUUUUUGAAAAAUAUAAAUGAGAUUUAAUUAAUUUUAUAAUGUAUACAAUAUGUCUAACAAUUUAAAAAUUAUUUAUAAUUAAAAUUAGUAGUGCUAAGUUUAUAAGAUUAUCUGAAAUAUGGAAGGAAGUUGAAGGAGUUAGAAUUCAUGCCAUAAAAGGGAAGCAAAAAGAGUGUCAUAGCGAUUUAUUGUAAAUUCUAUUUUAAGCAAAAAAAAAAAUAUG
This is a messenger RNA of Teleopsis dalmanni, 4452 nucleotides long. RefSeq names its product ecdysone-induced protein 74EF (gene pdm3). Gene Ontology annotation, molecular function: DNA-binding transcription factor activity, RNA polymerase II-specific; RNA polymerase II cis-regulatory region sequence-specific DNA binding. NCBI's taxonomy places the organism in Eukaryota, Metazoa, Arthropoda, Insecta, Diptera, Diopsidae. Bases 1 to 3417 code for a protein of 1138 amino acids. Gene Ontology annotation, biological process: regulation of transcription by RNA polymerase II. The transcript has 10 exons. The record is from RefSeq and is a predicted model, not a curated record.